This is a messenger RNA of Echinops telfairi (small Madagascar hedgehog), 3611 nucleotides long. RefSeq names its product FHF complex subunit HOOK interacting protein 2B (gene FHIP2B). Bases 149 to 2173 code for a protein of 674 amino acids. The record is from RefSeq and is a predicted model, not a curated record. The transcript has 16 exons. NCBI's taxonomy places the organism in Eukaryota, Metazoa, Chordata, Mammalia, Afrosoricida, Tenrecidae.
GUCUCUGCUCUCUCCUCAGUGGGAACCCAGCAUUAAUCUGCUAGAGGCCUUUGUGGAGCACUGGAAGGGCAUCACUCACUACUACAUCGAAAGCACAGAUGAGAACACCCCGGUCAAGAAAACAGACAUUCCCUGGCGGCUGAAGCAGAUGCUGGACAUCCUGGUGUACGAGGAGAAGCAGCAGGCGGCCGCUGGUGAGGCCGGGCCUUGCCUGGAGUACCUGCUGCAGCACAAGAUCCUGGAGACCCUGUGCACGCUGGGCAAGGCCGAGUACCCCCCCGGCAUGCGGCAACAAGUGUUCCAAUUCUUCAGCAAAGUUCUGGCCCAGGUGCAGCACCCCCUCCUGCAUUACCUCAACGUCCACAGGCCCGUGCAGAAACUUCUCCGGCUGGGUGGGACCGUCCCUGGGUCCCUUACAGAAAAGGAAGAGGUUCAGUUCACCACCGUCCUCUGCUCCAAGAUCCAGCAGGACCCAGCCCUGCUCACCUAUAUCCUGGAAGGUAAAAAGAUGAUCGCUAAUAAGAAGGCACCCAGAUACCCCGUCCCCCCGCCUAAAGAGACAGCCAGCCACGAGGCCGCUCCUAACAGGGAGCCGGGGGAGGCGAGGGCCGGGGCUGCACACCCCCCACAGCCCAAGGAGGCCGAGGAGCCAGACGGUGGGAUUGGAGAGAGCAACCUGAUUACCUCCCUGGCCGGGCUGUGCAAGAGCAAGAAAAGCCGAGUGGCCUUGAAGGCCCAGGAGAACCUGUUGCUCCUGCUAAGUGUGGCCUCCCCGGCAGCUGCCACCUACCUAGUACAGAGCAGCCCCUGCUGCCUUGUGAUCACCGAGCACCUCUGCCAGCUGUACCACUCCAUGCCCACCUUCCUUGAUCCCGCAGACGUUGCCACCCUAGAGGGCAUCAGCUGGAGGGUGCCCACUGCCCCCUCUGAUGAGGCUUCCUUCCCUGGUAAAGAGGCCUUGGCUGCCUUCUUGGGCUGGUUUGACUACUGCGACCACCUCAUCCUGGAGGCACACCCGGUUGUCGCAGACGCCUUGGCAGAGGCUGUGGCCCAGCGGUUGUUUGUGGAAACCCUGCAGCCCCAGCUCUUGCACGUGUGUGAGCAGAGCAUCUUGACCUCCACCACCCUGUUGACCACCAUGCUGCGCCAGCUGCGCUCCCCUGCACUGCUGCAAGAGGUGGGGACUUUCCUCUUAGGUCCUGAGCCCUGGCCAGAGGCCCCUGAGGCCGGGCCGCACCCCCUGUGCACACAGCUCAUUGGGCACUGUGACCACCUCUCAGACGAGAUCAGCAUCGCCACCCUGCGGCUGUUCGAGGAGUUGCUUCAGAAGCCCUGCGAGUGGGUCGUCCACAGCCUGGUCCUGCAACACCUGCAGGGCCGCCCCUACGUGGCCCAGGGCUCCACCGAGCCCGAGAACGACGAGGAUGCCCUGGAGCUGGAGGAAGACCCUUACUUCACUGAUGGCUUCCUCGAUUCCGGCCUUCAGCCCUCCAAGCCUCCCCCUGCCCGGACCACCAAUUCAGACGGAAAAACGGCAGUGACCGAGAUUGUCAACAGUUUCCUCUGCCUGGUUCCUGAGGAAGCCAAGACCUCAGCCUUCCUGGAAGAGACGGGCUAUGACACCUACGUCCAUGACGCGUUUGGACUGUUCCAGGAGUGCAGCUCCCGAGUGGCCCCCUGGGGAUGGCCUCUGGGGCCAGCCCCCCUGGACCCCCAUGAGCCCGAGCGGCCGUUCUUCGAGGGUCCCUUCCUAAAAGUGCUCUUUGACCGGAUGUCUCGCAUUCUGGAUCAGCCAUACAGCCUGAACCUGCAGGUGACCUCAGUCCUGUCCCGGCUCGCCCUCUUCCCCCAUCCCCAUAUCCACGAGUACCUCCUGGAUCCCUACAUCAACCUGGCCCCGGGCUGCAGGAGCCUGUUCUCUGUGCUGGUCAGGGUGAUCGGAGACUUGAUGCAGAGAAUUCAGAGGGUAUCCCAGUUCCCAGGCAAGCUGCUCCUGGUGCGAAAGCAGCUAAUGGGCCAGGUCCCUGGGGAACAGCUGGACCACCUGAACCUCCUUCAAGGGGUGGUGGUCCUUGAGGAAUUCUGCAAGGAGCUGGCCGCCAUUGCCUUUGUCAAGUUCCCCCCCCAUGGGCCUCACCGGAACCUCUCCUCACCCCCAUCAGAACACGUCUGAGCCAGGAGGAUGGCGGGCAGGGAAGAUUCCUGUCUGCACUCCGCCCAAGAGCUGCCUCCUGCCCACCUGGCAGCCCGGCCACCCCUCUCUUCCCGGGUGUUGGGGACCAGGCUCACUCCCACUGGGUCUUGGGGACCUCGGCCGUGGCUCCUGGGUUAACUAAGACGACCUUGGCUUGUUGACCAGACUGAGCUAGGUUUCAGGGAGUGGCCCUCAGAGGCACCAGAUGCCACCGGAGCUAAAGAGAUGGCUUCCCAGGCUGGCUGGUGGCCUUGGGGCCUUCUCGGUGGAACUGGACACUGGCCAGAUGAGCAGUCAGGUCCAGACCUCACACUUUCUGGGCCUACCACCCUUUUAGCCAGGACUGCGAUGUGGGACUCAGUUCCAGGGGCGUGAACCUAGGCCUGAGAUGGGGGCCCGGGGGGGCCGUCCCUGUCACCUCAGGUACCACAGGAGCUGCUGACUUGGCCUUUUCCCCCUGCCUCCUCGACUGGAGCCCUGGGGAGGGGGCAGUGAAGGAGAGCAUGGGGAAGCCCCCUCGGCCUACUCUGCCCUGAAGACGAUUGCAAAAUCCCCAACCGCCUGAUGGCAAAUGCCCAAAGCGUGUUCCGCGCCCAGGCGGGGGCCGCUGCUAAUGAGCGCCUUGAUGCAACUGCGGCCAGGGCGGGAGAGGCCCGGGGAGAUGGCGAGCUGGGUGCCAGGCUCCAGCUCCAGCUGGUUUCUCCCUGGCGCCUUCUGAACCCGUCUCGGCAGGUCCAUGGCACCUGGGCAGAGGCUGAGAUGGCCGGCCAGCUGGCCAACCAGCCCAGGCCCUUAGCAUUGCGCCUGGCCUCCAGUAUUCUCCACAGAAGGGUCUCGUGGGGAGGCAAGGGUGCUCAGGGCACAGGAGGUCAGGAGCCCACCCUACCUAGAGGCCCCCAGGGCCCUGGUGGGGAGGGGCUGAGGUGCAGGCAGCCAGCUCCGGUGUUGUUCUCCCUGCGUGCCCUCCACGGCUGGGGCUGCCACCCCACCCACCCCAAUCUGUCUGGACCUGCAGGAGCACACAGGCGGCGCCAGGCAUUACCUCACAGCAGGACUGCAGUCGCUGGCGUGGCUCCUGGGCAAGGAGGAGCAGGCCAGAGCCCCUUGCGCUUCCUUUUCCUGCCCAGGCCGCUUCUAGCAGCAGGGCACAGGUUGCCAAGAGGUGACAUGAAAGAGGAGGAAACUCAAUGACCUCUACCUCUCCCGCAUUCCUCCGAGCCAGGGAGACCUCUGCGCAUGUGUGAGCGUGCGAGUGGGGUGUGGGGCGGGGGAGCUGAGCUGUGGGGGAGCUGUCCGGGACUCCCGGCCUCGGAAAAUGUCCAUGGGUCCGGGAGCCCCGGCCCACCCCUCAGUGCACUUUGGCAUUUGCAUGUUGUCUUCUGAGACAGUGCACCAAUAAACGGUGUGGUUGCGUGGA